Messenger RNA from Camelus dromedarius (Arabian camel), 3574 nucleotides. RefSeq names its product potassium voltage-gated channel subfamily H member 6 (gene KCNH6). The transcript has 14 exons. Gene Ontology annotation, cellular component: plasma membrane. Gene Ontology annotation, molecular function: inward rectifier potassium channel activity. The coding region runs from base 70 to 3021 and encodes 983 amino acids. NCBI's taxonomy places the organism in Eukaryota, Metazoa, Chordata, Mammalia, Artiodactyla, Camelidae. The record is from RefSeq and is a predicted model, not a curated record. Gene Ontology annotation, biological process: potassium ion transmembrane transport; regulation of heart rate by cardiac conduction; membrane repolarization during action potential.
GCCCGAGGACAGGCGGAGGCGGAGGGAGCCGGGACGCUGGUGGCUCCGGGCAGAGGCCGCAGCUGAAAGAUGCCGGUCCGCAGGGGCCAUGUCGCGCCCCAAAACACUUACCUGGACACCAUCAUCCGCAAGUUCGAGGGCCAGAGUCGUAAGUUCCUGAUUGCCAAUGCUCAGAUGGAGAACUGUGCCAUCAUUUACUGCAACGACGGCUUCUGUGAACUCUUCGGCUACUCCCGAGUGGAAGUGAUGCAGAGACCAUGCACUUGCGACUUCCUCACAGGCCCCAACACCCCACGCAGUGCCGUCUCCCGCCUGGCGCAGGCCCUGCUGGGGGCCGAGGAGUGCAAGGUGGACAUCCUCUACUACCGCAAGGAUGCUUCCAGCUUCCGCUGCCUGGUAGAUGUGGUGCCUGUGAAGAAUGAAGAUGGGGCUGUCAUCAUGUUCAUCCUCAACUUUGAGGACCUGGCCCAGCUCCUGGCCAAGAGAGGGAGCCGCAGCCUGACCCAGCGCCUGCUGUCCCAGAGCUUUCUGGGCUCUGAGGGCUCUCAUGGCAGGCCAGGUGCACAGGGGCCUGGCACGGGCAGGGUCAAGUACAGAACCAUCAGCCAGAUCCCACAGUUCACACUCAACUUCGUGGAGUUCAACCUGGAGAAGCACCGCUCAGGCUCCACUACAGAGAUUGAGAUCAUCGCACCCCACAAGGUGGUGGAGCGGACCCAGAACGUCACUGAGAAGGUCACCCAGGUCCUGUCCCUGGGUGCGGAUGUGCUGCCAGAGUACAAGCUGCAGGCACCACGCAUUCACCGUGGGACCCUCCUGCACUACAGCCCCUUCAAGGCCGUGUGGGACUGGCUCAUCCUGCUGCUAGUCAUCUACACAGCAGUCUUCACGCCCUACUCGGCCGCCUUCCUGCUCAGCGACCAGGACGAGUCUCAGCGCGGGGACUGCGGCUACACCUGCAGCCCGCUCACCGUGGUAGACCUCAUCGUGGACAUCAUGUUCGUCGUUGACAUUGUCAUCAACUUCCGCACCACCUAUGUCAACACCAAUGACGAGGUGGUCAGCCACCCCCGCCGCAUCGCCGUCCACUACUUCAAGGGCUGGUUCCUCAUCGACAUGGUGGCCGCCAUCCCCUUCGACCUGCUCAUCUUCCGCACUGGCUCUGAUGAGACCACAACCCUGAUCGGGCUGCUGAAGACGGCACGGCUACUGCGGCUGGUGCGCGUGGCUCGGAAGCUGGACCGCUACUCUGAGUACGGGGCGGCUGUGCUCUUCCUGCUCAUGUGCACCUUUGCACUCAUUGCACACUGGCUGGCCUGCAUCUGGUAUGCCAUUGGCAACGUGGAGCGGCCCUACCUGGAGCCCAAGAUCGGCUGGCUGGACAGCCUAGGCGCUCAGCUCGGCAAGCGCUACAAUGGCAGCGACCCAGCCUCAGGCCCCUCGGUGCAGGACAAGUAUGUCACGGCCCUCUACUUCACCUUCAGCAGCCUUACCAGCGUGGGCUUCGGCAACGUCUCACCCAACACCAACUCUGAAAAGGUCUUCUCCAUCUGCGUCAUGCUCAUCGGCUCCCUCAUGUACGCCAGCAUCUUUGGCAACGUGUCCGCCAUCAUCCAGCGCCUAUACUCGGGCACAGCGCGCUACCACACGCAGAUGCUGCGAGUCAAGGAAUUCAUCCGCUUCCAUCAGAUCCCCAACCCUCUGCGGCAGCGCCUCGAAGAAUACUUCCAACAUGCCUGGUCCUACACCAACGGCAUCGACAUGAACGCGGUGCUGAAGGGCUUCCCCGAGUGCCUGCAGGCCGACAUCUGCCUGCACCUGCACCGCGCGCUGCUGCAGCACUGCCCGGCCUUCCAUGGCGCCAGCAAAGGCUGCCUGCGCGCGCUCGCAGUCAAAUUCAAGACGACACACGCGCCGCCGGGGGACACGCUCGUGCACCUCGGCGACGUGCUCUCCACGCUCUACUUCAUCUCCCGCGGCUCCAUCGAGAUCCUGCGUGAUGACGUGGUCGUAGCCAUUCUAGGAAAGAAUGACAUCUUUGGGGAGCCUGUUAGCCUCCAUGCCCGGCCGGGCAAGUCCAGUGCAGAUGUACGGGCCCUGACCUACUGUGACCUGCACAAGAUCCAGCGGGCAGACCUGCUGGAGGUGCUGGACAUGUACCCCGCCUUCGCAGACAGCUUCUGGAGUAAGCUGGAAGUCACCUUCAACCUGCGGGAUCCUCAGGAGGAGAGGUUCUGCUGGCCCAGUCCACGCCCAGCUUCUGGAGGCAGUGCUAAGGCAGGUGGGGGUCUCCAGUCAUCACCCCAGCAGGCUCCAGGCAGCCAGGACCACCAAGGCUUCUUCCUUGGUGACAACCAGUCAGGUGCCACCCCUUCCCUAAGCAUCUCGGAUGCAUCUGGCCUCUGGCCUGAGUUGCUGCCUCAAGUGCCCCCAAGGCCAAAUCACAGCCCUUCAAACCAUCACAGCCCUUCAAACCCUCAGGGAGACCCAGACUGCUGGCCUCGGGAGCUAGGCUCCAGGCUAGAGCAGCUCCAGGCCCAAAUGAACAGGCUGGAGUCCCGAAUGUCCUCUGACCUCAGCCGCAUCCUGCAGCUCCUUCAGCAGCCCCUGCCCCAGGACCACACUGGCUACUUUCUGGGAGCACCUGCCUCCAACAACCUGGCCUUGUUUCCUGCGACCUCAGCUCCUCAGAGUACAGGAACUAGACUGCCCCAGGGCAAUCUGCCCCCUGCACAGACCCCAAACUACAGUGAUUUGGAUGAAUGUAGGCUGAAGCGCAGGAACUCCUCCUCCAGGAUGCCCCACCCAGCCCUGGAAAUGGACAAAACUCUGACACUAUCCUUGGAACAGGAGCAGCCUGAGGGGCUCCUGUCACCCCUGGCCUCACCUCUGUCUCCCCUGGAGGUACAGGGACUUGUCUGUGGUCCCCGCUUUCCUUCCCUCCCUGAACACCUCAGCUCUGUCCCCAAACAGCUGGAGUUCCAGAGACACGGCUCAGAUCCUGGAUUUAUGGGGAGUUAGAGUCACUGAACCCCAAGAUAAAAGACACCAUGAAGGAACUGAAGGUGGGUGAGAUGACAGUUAAGGAUUUGGGGGAGGCAGACAGCCUCUAAAAUAGCCCUCUGAAAACCAUUCACCUAGAAUAGCUACAGACUGCCAAUCCAGUUGAUCCAAGAUGGCAUGAGUGAAGAGGCUCAGGAUUUUCCCAGCCUCCUCCAGGGCUCUGUUCAGACAGCAGGCCUGGCAGAGGGUGAGUGGGCCUCAGGUGUGGAGCUAAUUUAUGGGACAGAUGGGUCAGUGAAGAUAAGAGACAUUUCUGAUCUAUGUCAGAGCCUUGCUCUGGGCUGGGCACAUUCACCUCUCAGCUUAGAACUACCCACCACCACAUAGCUCAGCCCCUACAGGCGGUCAAGACCUCCUGCUGAGAGCCUGUGAACCAGCUGGAGAUGAAAGUGUCCUCUGUGUGGACACAUCAGGGCACAGAGCUCCAGCCCCCAGCCACUAUGCCCCUGAUGGUUCUGUGAUGACCAAUGGGACCCUAGUGGGCAGUGGAGUGUCUCACAGCUAAUAAAGC